GUUAAAAGAUGACCCGCGGUUGCACACUCUCUUGUAGUGAACCCGUAUAAUCUCAGAGAAGUUGUCUGAGAGAAGUUUACUCGCUGCAACCCAAAUGCACGUGAGCAGACUAACUAUAUAUAUCACGCUGUAGGCCGUCAUGGAGAGAGAGUCGGCCGUCUUGCAUGGUGCUUUCCUGCUGUCUGACAAGCUCAGUCAUCCUGCCUCUCUGUCGCUCCUUCCUAAAUCUGACUGGAGCCGGGUGGGACAGCCCAUCCUCAAGGCUCUGGAAGAAAUCACUGGUGUUCCUCAGAGCAGCAACUCCUCCCGCUGGACCAAGAAACUGCUCACUGCUGUUUGGUUGAAGGUCCUCUGCAGGGAGAACGAUGAGGAUGUGGAGACAUCAUGGAGGGAGAAUCCUCUGUUCGCGCUGCAAAACGGUCUCCCGGAGGUGAACCACGUGGUCCUGAUGGAGCUUGUAAAGUCUCUGUCAGCUGCUGACGUGUUUGUUCAGCUUCUGCUAUGUCUCCCUGAUGGUGACGUCUGUGUGGAUCUGGAGAGGAUGGCUCAGCACGUGCUUCAGAGCCCAACCAGCGAACAGGACGUUUGCCUCUUUCUGGACGUGUGGUGGGCACUGUGGAAAGGCAGGAGCACGCGGGCAGACGGAGAUGGAAGCAUGGAAGAGGUGUUCACUUCGCAGUUUGCUCUACUUACUCACAAGCCAUCUGGUGGCACCUCUCAGGCCGCAAAAAGGAUACGACUGGACUCGUCCCUGCCGUCAGCCCCAACUCUGGAUGUCCUCCACAUCUUCUUCCAAACACUUAACAACAUGAAGAAGGAUGUCUGCUCCUCAGACCUCUGCCUCACUGCGCUCUCCAUUUGUCUGGAUGUUCUCUACACUUCAUUCCUGAUCAAAGACGCAGUUGUACUUCCUGUGAAGAAGAAGCUUUCCUUCCUGACUGCAGCUGUCAGAGAAGUGAAGAACCAGAAUCCACAGUUGAUUCAGGAGCUUCUGUGUGACCUCAGCACCGCUCACAGACCUGCUCGGUUUCAGUCCAAGCAGGUGACAUUUUCUGAAGGCUUGAAGAUAGUCCUGGAGCUGCUUCAUUUUUGGCUCCAGAGUGGACUUCUGACCGUCACUGUGCCCAGUUGUUCAGCAGUCAAACUGCAGCACAGUGUUGACAGGAUCUUGGAGGCACUGGAAGAGCCUCAUGACACUACAGGUGUGGAUUUGGAGACAUUUAAAGACCUCCUGAAUUCACUUAGGUUUCCUGCCAUUGAGAACAACACUGAGGUAAGCAUGGCUGUGGCCAUCAGCAUCAUCAGCCACCGCCUGGACGACUACCACGGCUUUGCUCAGGCGUUUGCUGCGGAGGAGAGCUGGGCAGACUGUGAGGAUGGCUGGAUAGACUGUCUGGAACAGAACCGAGCAGCUUUCCAGCAGCAGGACACGGUGGUCAACCUGGUCACCACCGUCUCUGCCAAACUCGGCAGUGCAGGUGUGAGCCAGUGCAAGAGGAUGCUGAAAGUGGUUACGGACAUCUUCUCCAUGCUUCCACUGGAGGAGAAGAACAAGACUCUGGCGGCUGUAACAAGAGUGUCCAGCAAGGGAUUUUUCAGAGAACCAGUCCCUUCUGUCCUCUCUGAGGCCUUUGAAAAGGAACUCAACAUGGCAUUCAACUGCAUGAUUCAGGGAGGAGGAGGAGGAGCCAAGGCAGCACAAGGCAGCCUGGACACGGCCGUGUCUUUAGUCGCCAGAGUGGCCUUCCAGAACCCAGAGGCUGCGGUCCGGUCCUGCUGCCAGGCGGCUGUUUUCAACAAAGGAGCCUUCGUGUUGAUGGCCAGGAUCUUGCAGAAGCUGCCGGGACUCCGGAGGAGCAGAGACUCUGAGGAUGUUGUUGGUGGUAGUUUACUCUGCUGGUGCCUGCAGGAGACCAUCGGGUCCAGAUCCAUGACUGCUGGUGAGAAAGAGCAGCUGGUCCAGUUCCUCACCCUGUUGAUGAGACCAGGGGAGGAUGAGGAGGAAGCCUUCGUGUCCCCUCAGGAGCUGGUCAACACUUUCGUGCUCCCAAACAUCUCAGGCUCAGGGGACGCGUCGGUUGAUCUGGAGCUCAGCCUCCAGCUGCUCGACUCAGCUCUUCACCCGGAGGUGGCGCGCCCUUGCUGGCUGCUGGAAUGCUGUGCCUUCCCUCUGCUCUAUGUUCUGGCACAGCUGCAGCAUCAGACGCUCAGGUGGUGGGAGAAGCCACCAGAGGGCGCUAACCGUCACUGGUCCAUGGAUAGUAAGGAGCUGGUGGGGUCGUUGCUGAGCAGGCUGGCAGAGCUGGUGGGUGCAGAGGCUGAGGCGGACCCCAGCAGCUGCUCCAGAGCCUUGUUCUGGCUGCACCACAAGGUGGAAGCUCUGGACUGGACCGUCAGCCUCCUGCUCAAGCCUGUAUGGAGGGAGCACUUUAAGAACGAGGUGCCCUCGUCUCUGCUGGCUGUGUGUGAGUUACCGGAGCAGGAGUGGUCUGCUCUUGAAGUGCCCCAGUACGGCCCUGGUACUGGCCUCCUGGCCUGGAUGGAGUGCUGCUCUUUGUCAGACUCCCUGCAGUCCACCAUGCUGUCUACUCUGUCCCUGGACCAGCGCCAGGCGGGCCACCUCAGCAUGUUCAGCAAAGGUGUGUUGGUGGCUCUGACCCAGGUCCUGCCCUGGUGCACGGCCUCUCAGUGGAGCCGACUCCUUGGUGCCGUGAAGGAGCUCAUCUCCUCCGGUCGCCUACAUGUUCCCUUCUCACUGGAGUACGUGGACUUCCUGCCGCUGCUGGACCUGAAGAGCUUUUCCUGUGAGCUCUGCAUGUCAGUCCUCCUGCUGCGGGUCUUCCAGCUGCUGUGCGGCUCCAGCUGCAGCGGCUGGCUGGAGGCCGAUGGCUGGGCUCAUGUGGGAAGGUUGUACGCUCUGGCUGUGAGGGACAUGAUCAACUCGCUGAGAGUCAAGCUACCUGUGGUCCCCUCACCCACCCCUGCAGCCGGAGAGGAGAGGAGCCAGGAAGUUCUGUUUGUGCUCAGCCAGCUCUUCUGCCACGUCCAGCACAUCCAGGUGAUGAUGCCGGGGGGUCAGUGCGAGCCCCUUUUCCUGUCCAGCUUGGAGAUCAUCAGUCACUAUGAGGCCGUCAUGGCCGCCUUUCCCACCUGCUGCAGCUCACUGCAGAGCCUGAACACACAGCACUUCCUCUCCACCAUCACUGACAAUCUGGAAAACCAGGAGAUGAAGACAGUACUGCAGCAGAAGAUCGCUCAGCUGGUGUCCUCCCCCAGCUAACCUUUGAAGCACUUGCUCAUGUUGUUAAAAAGAUACUAAUAAA
Messenger RNA from Synchiropus splendidus (mandarinfish), 3323 nucleotides. RefSeq names its product gem (nuclear organelle) associated protein 4 (gene gemin4). The record is from RefSeq and is a predicted model, not a curated record. NCBI's taxonomy places the organism in Eukaryota, Metazoa, Chordata, Actinopteri, Syngnathiformes, Callionymidae. The transcript is spliced from 6 exons. Gene Ontology annotation, cellular component: SMN complex. Gene Ontology annotation, biological process: rRNA processing; spliceosomal snRNP assembly. The coding region runs from base 140 to 3280 and encodes 1046 amino acids.